CACUGGAUUCCUGAAGCACCUAAACUCGCCGCUCCUCGUCAAAGGAAUGUCGGCUGCCAGAAUUUUAGGCUACAUUGCAGACUGAAGCAACUGAUCGACAUCUGUCAAACCGGGAGCUUGUUAGACACGCGGCCAAUUUAUAUUUUGUCCGGUUGUACAAAUCUGUGCCGGGCGGGAGCGCGCGGACGUCAAUCAAAGGGUUGCUGAAGGCGGAGUGCACUCUCUGCGCUCAGCUCUUCCCCACGCGCGUGUCUGAUGCUUUUAAAUCCUCCCACUGUGUUCAGCUGGAGAAGCUCUGGGAGCGACAACAGAAAAACUCCCCAUUCGUUCGUACAGUGCGCGCGCGCUCGCUGGCUCGCACGCGUCCUACUGCUUUUUUUCCUUCCCUUUUUUCUUAUGGAAUUGCAUUUUCUAACCUAAAGCUGGAUGCAGAACGGGCACGAAUCAGGAGGGAGCAAAGCCCCGGUCGUAUUAGGGAAAAGGAGGAGAGAGACAGACAGUGGUGCCUUUUGAUGAGUGUGGAUUGCAUUGUUAAAUGUUCUUACCUUAUUCUUUCACGAUCAUGCUUUAUUUUCAGCUGGUGAUAAUGGCAGGGACUGUCAUGCUGGCUUAUUACUUCGAGUACACGGACACUUUCAACGUUCACGUCCAAGGAUUUUUCUGCUAUGACAGCGCGUACACCAAGCCCUAUCCUGGACCAGAAGAAAAAAGUGCCAUCCCACCAGCUCUGCUGUUCUCUGUGGUGGCUGGCGUCCCGGCUCUUGUAAUCAUUGUUACAGAAUCUGUGAUGUUUUUCCUUCAAAUUACUUCAAAUGACUAUGAAAACCACGAAAAGACUAUAGUAACAGGAGACUGUUGUUACCUCAACCCACUGGUCCGCAGGACGGUCAGAUUUCUUGGUGUAUAUACUUUUGGACUUUUUGCCACUGAUAUUUUCGUAAAUGCUGGCCAAGUGGUAACAGGGAAUCUUGCACCUCAUUUUCUUACAAUUUGCAAACCUAAUUACACUGCCCUGGGCUGCCAACAGUCCAUUCGCUUCAUAAAUCAUCAGGAAGCCUGCACUGGCAAAGAGGAUGAUAUCACUAAAGCCAGGAAAACUUUCCCAUCUAAAGAGGCAGCUCUCAGCGUUUAUGCAGCACUCUACCUAGCUAUGUACAUUACAAGUACUGUUAAAGCCAAAGGGUCCAGACUCGCAAAACCUGUGCUCUGCUUAGGUCUGAUGUGCUUGGCUUUUCUCACUGGAGUCAACAGGGUGGCUGAAUAUCGGAAUCACUGGGCUGAUGUAAUUGCUGGAUUUUUAAUAGGAGUGGCAAUAGCUGUCUUCCUCGUGGUCUGUGUGGUACACAACUUUAAAGGAAAGCUUUCAGAAAGUGAAAAAAAUACAUCUGAGAAUCUGGCAAACAUCCCCAUGAUGAACCUGCCCCGAGCUGAAAGCCCAGUGCAGAAAUAUCCCAGUGCACAGCCAUGGAGGCAACAGAAUCACAUCGCCUUCGCCGAAGUUACAUGACAUUGAAGUGGACAUCUGCUCCCACACGCAUUGGACAUCAUCCCUUUUCACAAUUCAGUCCUAGUAGUUGGAGUCAAAUUCUAAUCCUUUUUUUUAUUCCACUCUUUUUCAUCACAGCAUCUCCAAAAACUUCAGUUCACAAGCUGAAAAAUGUAAAUGGAAAGCUGUAAGCGAUUAUUGGAGAUGCUACCCAUGUAUCCUAAUUUGCACAGGUUGAACUAGAGAGACUUUUAUUUCGAGAACUCAUAAAUGUGUCAGUUUGUCAUUUAAUAUGUCGUAUGUAAUUUAUGUGAACAGAAGACACCCUUUUAUAUAACGAAAGCUGUGUAUAUUCCUUUACGUAGAGACAUAAUUAGGAAUCUUCAGAUGACAGCAAAAAGAUACAAACAAUUACAGGUGUGACACUGUGGCUCAUAUCCUCAUAGAUCUUCAUUAAUUUUGCUGAUGUAUCUUUUUGUCCAAUCUACGAUCAAAUCAUUAUUGAAUUCUACUGUAAAUUAACAUUUUCUAUUGGCUUAUUUCCAUCAGGAGUUUUUAGAAUGUUGCUACUGGACUUUGAAAACAUCUCUUAAUUUUAAAGUGAGCUUUUUCCCUAUAAUGAAGAUCAACCACCUUACUUUGGUUAAAUGAAUUAUAUUCCUGCGAAUGAGAUAACAAAUAUUGCACAUACAGAGCUUAACUGAAGUUCUAUGCCAAAUGGUAAUGUAUUACUGGUCGUAUUUAGAUUUUUAUUAAUAACCAUAUGUGAAAGCAUUACAUAAGAAUGAAGUCUAUCUUGCAAAAAUGCUAAAAUAAGGUAGAACUGGAUUUAUGUGUGUCUUUUUAAUUAUAUCUCAUAUUGUAAACUCAGAACAACAUUUUCCAUUGUCAAUCAAUUCCCAAUCAACUAUGACAGAAGUUGAAUGAACUCUGUGGUGACUUUCAUGCCGUAAAUGUUCUAAAGUUCAUUUUGAAUUUUACUUGCCAGUUUCUGUGUUUGCUGAUGGCACUUACUGUAUAUACAUGUUGUACUUUUCUUUUACUGUACAGUAGUUCAUUUUUACCAAAUCAAUAGUAUUCAUAUUAGAUCUGCAUUUCCCUUAAUAAAUGAGUCAAUUCAGUAAAUGACACAAUCGCUCACAGCAGCAGCUAUGCUGAUACUGGCACAGCCAAAUCAUUUUCAUGGUUUUGAAAUUAACAAAAAAGAAUUAAAAGCAAUAAUGUUAAUAAAUAUGAUCCCAUCUCAUCAGAUGUCUCCUCAGUGUUUUUAAAAUGCCAUUUAAUCUCUUUUAAAUCUGUCUUGCUAAAAACUGAAUACAUUAUUAACAUUCUCUGAUGCUGCAACAAAGUGGUACAGCUGCAGAUAAGGAUAAAAAUAGAGUAUGUGUUACAUUUAUGCACUUAUGGAAAUUAUAAAUACUGUAUUAGCUUUUUUAUUACUGACGUUUUAUUUUAAAUCACAAUGGUAGGUAUUGCUGUACUGUAUGUAUUUGUGUUACACCAGUAUCCUAAUCAGAUCAGUUUAUUACAAUAAUAACAACCUGUUUUAUUAUUUAUCGGCAUUCCUGCACCAAACCAGUCUAUGGACAUGUUUGUUUGUUGUUUGUUUGUUUCCAUAUUUGCAUACACUGUUAAACUGAACAUCUUGCAGUUGAAUUUUUAAUGAUCUCAGUGUAGUUGAGAGCUUCCUUACAACCUGUUCUGCAUAUAUAAAUUACUUAUUUUGAUGUUAUUAUAAUAUAACUUUGUUGCAUUAUUGAAAAAUGUAUUGUGUUUAUCCUUUCAAUUUCUUGUUUUUUUACAGGUGCAUAUUUUGAUUUUCUGAUUUUGUCUGUUCAUACACUGUAAUCCUAUGGGAUUGUAACAUUUCAUGCUAUUUAUUUUUAAAUGACCUUUUACACUGUAGAUAGAAAAUGAAGAUUCCCUAGUUUAAAAACCUCUUUUUAAUAAAUAAGUCAAUAAAUAAAUAAAUAUAUAUAUAUA
Polypterus senegalus (gray bichir) is the source of this 3469-nucleotide messenger RNA. RefSeq names its product phospholipid phosphatase-related protein type 5-like. The transcript is spliced from 7 exons. The record is from RefSeq and is a predicted model, not a curated record. Gene Ontology annotation, biological process: phospholipid dephosphorylation; signal transduction; phospholipid metabolic process. The coding region runs from base 536 to 1507 and encodes 323 amino acids. Gene Ontology annotation, molecular function: phosphatidate phosphatase activity. NCBI's taxonomy places the organism in Eukaryota, Metazoa, Chordata, Cladistia, Polypteriformes, Polypteridae.